GUGACCACACAUCUAUUUAAGGAUAGUCUACAAAACCACAGUGUGACGUGUAAAAUAACUGCAUAUAACAGAACAAUCUAAGCAGGCCCACCAAAAGGCACACUGUCCAAGUUUGGAUGCAGUUGUCUCUCUGACUGCUCACUGGAUAAGAAUCAGACCUGAAUCACCACUGAUGGAGGGACUGUGGAGGCUCCUUGUCCUGGGCUGGUUAUGUCACCUCCAGUCUCCUGGCGUCUUAGGAGUCAUGGCCAUUGGAACCCCAGAAGAGUGUGAAAAGGCUCCCUUUGUCCCUGGCUACAACCUGGGAGGAGAAGGCUUUGAUAUUGUGAAGAUGGAGCACAAAGGUGCAUAUGUGAUCGAUUCUGAACAGUGGAGGAAUGCAAACGGAACCUGUAAACUUAGACGAAAUCCUUACUUGGGAGGGGUCCGGCAGAAGAUUCCAAUAGCUGUAGUGAAUUGGAGAGCCCUCUCCAAAUGCAGAAUGAAGGUCUCCAGCACUAUCUAUAAAUCCAGUGAGUCUGUUGUCAAUGACAGCACAUCCAGUGUGACAAACAACUGGAAAAUUGGCCUAGAGAUUCCAGUCGACCCUAAUGUGAAAGUUGGGGUGGGCUUUGGCGGUACCCACUCACGGGAUGCAAUGUUUGCCAUGAAGAAAUCAAAAGAAGACAAAUACAGCUUCACCAAACACCAGGUCCACUGCAGCUUGUAUAGUGUAGCAACUAAGCCUCCACUUCACAAAGAGUUUCUGGAGUUCAUUAACCAGCUGCCUAAAGUGUACAACCAAAAUACUGCAUCACAUUAUAAUAAUCUGAUUGAUAUAUAUGGUACCCAUUUUAUUAAACAAGUGGAAAUGGGUGGAAAAUUAAAGAGUGUUACUUCUAUUAAGACCUGCCUGGCUUCAAUGAGUGGCCUCACAGACACAGCUGUUAAAGACUGCCUGGAUGUUGAAGCUUCAGCAACAAUUGCAAUGACUGCAAGUAUAAAGACAGAAGCCCAUCACUGCAAGGAACUUAAGAAGAAACUGGGCAGCAGCCAGACCUUUAGCAGCAUGUUCAGUGAUCGCCACUCUGAGGUGGUGGGUGGGAAUGUUAAUUCAGCAGACUUGCUUUUCUCAGGUGGUUCAGAUCCAAGUACAUACAAGAGUUGGCUGGAUUCCUUGAAGAACAGCCCAAAUGGAGUCUUCUACUCUCUUAAACCCCUCCAUUUUUUGUUGCCUUCUGGCCAUUUUGCAAUAAAGCCAGUUAAGAAAGCAGUAAAAGAGUACAUCAUAAAGAAUGCAUUAGUGAAGAGCUGCUCUGAAUCUUGUCGGAUAGGAGUAAGAUCUUCUGCGAGAGACCACUGUGCCUGUGUCUGCAAUGGCAAUGAGAAUAUAAACUCCAACUGCUGCCCAGUUUCAAAUGGACUGGCUACACUGAAAGUGUAUAAAAUGAGAGCAAAGAAGCUGUAUGGAGAUUUCUUUACCCAAACUGAUGGCUCUGUUCUAGUGUCAUAUGGUACACAGAGAAAGCGUACUGAUAUUAUUCCAAACAAUGACAAUCCAGUAUGGCGGGAAAAUUUUGAGUUUGGUGCCAUCAAAGUUGACAUGUCCACUAAGCUAACAUUCCAGGUAUAUGAUGAAGAUACAUACUGGAACAGUGACCUUCUAGGAAAAUGUUCGUUUGACCUUCGAAGAGGAACUGUUUCAGACACCUGUAUGUUUACAUAUGGUACCUUCUUCUUCUCCUACACAUUAACAUGUGCUCCCAGCUUAAGUGGUAGUACUUGUUCUGAAUACAUACCAACACCUAUGAGCGUCUCCCAAGCAAAGAUCUUCGACUCCCGUAAUGGGAUCCUUGCUAGGAAUCUCUGGAAGGUAGAAAAGGCUGGGAAACAACCAGGGAACCACUCCAUCAUAUUAUAGCUUCAAACAGUGAGCACCACCUGCAGCUGUUCGCUUUGCAAUAUGGCUUCCAAUAGGUCAGAUCACUUCAGAUUAUGGUUAAUGUCCUUUCAGUGAUAACUCAUCCUGAGCUGUGCAUGAGAUGCAAGGAGUUUUUGAGAAGGUAUUCUGUUGAAGUAGGUCUUUUGUAUGCAUACUGCUAGAUUAUCUAAAACAAAAAUGCCUUUUUCUUUAAAUAAACAAAUGUAAUGUAUUUAACCCACCACACGAAAGUCGAAUAAAUAUUUGCUUUCUGCUUUGCAUAUUUUUUAUCCAGCUAGUUGAAUAAAGCCUUGACAAGCAUAAAA
Brienomyrus brachyistius is the source of this 2226-nucleotide messenger RNA. Its product is annotated as perforin-1-like. Lineage: Eukaryota; Metazoa; Chordata; Actinopteri; Osteoglossiformes; Mormyridae. The record is from RefSeq and is a predicted model, not a curated record. Bases 173 to 1900 code for a protein of 575 amino acids. The transcript is spliced from 3 exons.